CUGAAAGCGCACGAAAAAUCCAAUACUGACGCCUGAGACAACAGCUUCUAACCUGUUUAUGAACAGAAUUAAUGUAUCCACAUGCUUAGACUUUAAUUACAACUUUAGAAGGAAAGGUUGUGGUGUCAGAAUUGAGAGACAGAGUAGUGGUGAUGGCGCAGCAGAGUGUUCAAACAGUAUUGGCUACCACAGAUGUUUUCCAAACUGGAGAUAUCAAAUGGAAGCAUUUCAAUGUUGACACAUCAAACACUUGCCCAAAACCAUUGCUAGUGUUUACCCCCACAGUGCCAGGGACAUACCCUGUUAUAUUGUUCUGCCAUGGCUUCUGCGUUCUCAAUAGCUUCUACUCCAGCCUCCUAGCCCAUAUUACUUCACAUGGGUUCAUUGUUGUUGCUCCUCAGUUGUUUUGCAUGGGCCUCCCUAUGCUUGGACUCUGUGAAGUCAAAUUCGCAGGAAAAGUUGCAGAUUGGAUAACAGAGGGACUUCAAGCACAGCUUACAAAACACGUUAAUGAAAACAUUGAAGCCAAAUUGGAGUCAUUGAUUCUAGCAGGUCACAGCAGAGGUGGAAAAACUGCAUUUGCAGUAGCACUUGGUUAUGCCAAGACUAACCUCAAAUUCUCAGCACUUAUAGGCAUAGACCCAGUGGCUGGCCUAAGCAAGUGCAAAAUCUGCAGGACACUUCCACACAUUCUAACAGGUGUACCACAAUCCUUCAAUUUAAACAUGCCGGUCGUGGUAAUCGGCACCGGGCUAGGCCCAGAGAAGGCUAGUUGUUGUUCUCCUCCGUGUGCCCCUGACGGCGUGAACCAUGUGGAGUUCUUCACUGAGUGCAAGCCUCCUUGUGCACAUUUUAUCACAACGGAGUAUGGUCACAUGGACAUGUUGGAUGAUGAUACACCAGGGAUUAUUGGGGGCACAGUGAAGUGCAUCUGUAAGAAUGGAACUGGUCCUAAGGAUUUGAUGAGAAGGACAGUGGGAGGGUUGGUUGUUGCUUUCUUAAGGGCUUAUUUGAGUGCUCAGUGGAAGGAUCUGAAUGCCAUUUUAGCGGAUCCUAGUAUUGCUCCUGCCAAGCUUGAUGACCCUGUUGUGUAUUUAGCUGCGUGAAGCCAAAAAUUUGUCUUUCAAUUUCAACAUAGUUGUUAGUUUUAUUCAAUUUUUUGUAAUUGAAUGGGUUUUUGUGUGGGACUAUCCUCAAAUAGUUAGCUAGCUUAACUCAA
Molecule: messenger RNA, 1219 nt
Organism: Lotus japonicus
Lineage: Eukaryota; Viridiplantae; Streptophyta; Magnoliopsida; Fabales; Fabaceae
Product: chlorophyllase-1
Exons: 2
Coding region: 153-1106 (317 amino acids)
Biological process (GO): chlorophyll catabolic process
Molecular function (GO): chlorophyllase activity
Source: RefSeq, a predicted model, not a curated record